AUGAAUGGAGGUCCUGCAAAUGCAGAAGGUCCAUGGUUAAAACCUUAUGAAGUACUUAAUUCAAAGUAUACAGUUCAUACUAUGCUUUCAGCUGGUGGGUUUGGUCAAGUAUAUUGGGCUACAGAAAACAAAACUGGUAAAUAUUUAGCUGUUAAAAUUGAAAAACAAGGAAGCAAGAUUUCUUUAUUAACAGAGGAGGCUAUUAUAGCAUCAAAAAUUAAUAGAAGUGCAUGUAAAAAGAAUGAUCAUGGUAUAAGACAUCCUAUUGUAAGACUUUAUGAUUAUUUUGAAACUCCUGAAUACAAGAUAUUAACAAUGUCCAUGUGUGGUCCAAAUAUAAGAGAAUUGAAAAAAGCAACUGAAUAUGAUCGAUUUUCACCAACUACUACUUUUUGGAUUAUGAAAAAAAUGGUUGAUGCACUUAAAGUUCUUCAUGAAUUUGGAUGGAUUCACAGAGAUGUUAAACCAGCAAAUUUUUGUAUUGGAUUGGGAAAAGAAGGUGCACACAGAUUAUAUGUUGUAGAUUUUGGAUUGGCAAGAAAAUACAUAACUUCAACUGGUAAAUUAAGAGAAAAAAGAAGUUUUUCAAGUUUUAGAGGGACAUUAAGAUAUGCUAGUAUAAAUGCUCAUAAUAAAAAAGAUUUAGCUAGAGUAGAUGAUAUGUGGAGUGUCUAUUAUAUAGGUGUUGAAAAUAUCAUUGGGAAACUUCCGUGGAGAAUUGCCAAUGAUCGUGAUAAGGUUGGAAAUAUGAAACAAGAAAUUAAUUUACUUGAACUUGAUUAUGGAAGUUAUGGAGAUGAAGAAUUAACAAAAUCGGGAUAUCAUCGUAGAUACAAUAACAAAUUGGAUUGGGAAAUUAACAAACAUGUUAAUAAAAUUCUUUCAGAAAAAAAUAUUAGUAUUGAUCAGGAUAUUUUCAAGAAAAUGGCAAAAUGGGAGAAAGAUAAUUAUGGAUAUUUUUGUAUGGAAAUGGGUGCAUUUACAAAUGAAUAUUUUUCACAAAAUUGGAUAAUUGUUUUUCAAUAUAUUUUUAGCUCUAAAAACAUUAUAAAUAAUGGUAAAGAAAAUAAAAAUUUUUUAUAA
Molecule: messenger RNA, 1083 nt
Organism: Strongyloides ratti
Lineage: Eukaryota; Metazoa; Nematoda; Chromadorea; Rhabditida; Strongyloididae
Product: Casein kinase I
Exons: 3
Coding region: 1-1083 (360 amino acids)
Biological process (GO): peptidyl-serine phosphorylation; signal transduction
Cellular component (GO): cytoplasm; nucleus
Molecular function (GO): ATP binding; protein serine/threonine kinase activity
Source: RefSeq, a predicted model, not a curated record